AUAUCGUUAAUUCGUUAUAACAGAGAUCAUUCACUUUGACUACAUCUUUAAUUUGUUUUUUCUCUACACCAAUAUACAAAAGUCAAAGCUCUUGAAAAACCAAACAAAUCUUUAGAUCAAAACAGACCAAAGAAAGAGCGAGUCAAAGAAAUAAUGUCUGUAACCUUAAAGUCUCCAACUUUUAUAACCAAUUUACCGUUUGGAAAAAAGUCAAUAAAACCAACGGUCUAGUUCUUAUCAUGUCUAAAAACCACAAGCUUCUUCCUCGUCUCACGCUCCUUCUUAACCUCUCCUUUUAUUCUCCUUGUCAAUUCUCAUUCUCAACUGAUCGUAUAAUCAUUCUCACGGAGACGAGUGUGAACAAAGAAGCUUUUAGCUUUCUUUAAUCUCCCGCUUCUUGCGAAGAUUAAACGAAUCCAUUAUAGAUUCUAGAAAAAAAAAGAAAAAAAAAAACACAAAUUAAUAAACAUGGUUCGACUCAAGUUCGCAUGUCCCGUUCUUGAAAUCAAUCUAAUCUCAGCUCAAGAUUUAGCCCCUGUUUCAAGAAACAUGAAAACGUAUUCCGUCGCUUGGAUCAACACCGAUCCUAUGAGGAAACUCACCACGCGUGUUGAUCAAUCCAACAGAGCUAACCCUAUAUGGAACGAGAAGUUCGUGUUUAGGGUUAACGAUAAGAUCCUUGACGCUGACGCUUCAGCUAUUGUCAUUGAGAUUUACGCUGCGGCUUGGGCUAAAGACGCCCUUGUUGGUACUGUCAAUGUUCUUCUUAGCGAUCUUUUCGCUCCUUGGUCUGGUUUCGGCGACGGUGACGAUGGUGGUGGUGGGAACAACAAUAUGAGGCUUGUGACGCUUCAGAUCCGUCGUCCUUCCGGUAGGCUACAAGGGUUUUUACGGCUUGGCGUUGCGCUUCUUGAUGGUGGUCAACGGAGUAUGCCGUUAUCUAUUGAGGUUUUUGAUGGAAGUAGAAGAGGAGAUACGAAUAAAAGAGAUCAAGAAGCUUCAAGGAUGAUGCAUCGUCGUACAAAUAGCGAUCAAUCGGACUUAACAACGUCUACGAAUGAUUACGGAGUUAAAACAGGGGUUGUUACCAACGGAGGAGGAGGAGGAGGAGGCGGUGGUGGUCUUGUUAUAGGUGCGGAUAGUAUGGUGAACGGUUCGCUUUGUAGCUCUGAUAUCGGACCAUCAGCGUCAGUGGUCGCGGCUGCGAUUGCGCAAGGGCUUUACAACAGGCAGAAAACAGCGGUUGCGACGACGAAUAGUAAUAACAAAGAGGACGCGAGUUCGAUUCUUGAAGGGAAAACAGAGGGAAUUGAGCACAGAGUCGAACGGUGGAGAGCUGAGAAAAAAGGCGCGGUUGAAGCGGCUGGAUCAAGCGAUAAAUCUAGCGGGAAAGGGGGAGCGGGAAGGAGACGUAGGAGGAGGAGAAGAAAAGAGAAACAACAACGAGGGAGGAACGGUGGUGGAGGAGGAGAAGGUAAGAAAGGGUUGUUUUCAUGUUUCGGGAACGUGUUUGGAUGCGAGAUAUCGAUAACUUGUGGCGGUGGAAGCGGCGGAGAAGGAGACAGCACGAAGAAGAGAUAUAACAAGAAUAAAGUAGUAAAUCUUAGUGCUGUAGACGAAACGUUUAGUCAUUCUGCGGCUUAAAGGAAAAAAAAGAGAGAAAAGUGUUUAUAUUUUGUUUUUUUUUUGAAUGUGCGAAAACGUUUGAUGAUGAUGCAUGAUGGGUUAAAACUGUGAAAUUUGAAAGUAUUGAGGUGAAACGCAUGAAUAAACUUUCAGUUACUAAUAAGGGACUAAUCUGAAUAUUUGUAUAAUACUGGGGUUAUUACGAAA
Molecule: messenger RNA, 1833 nt
Organism: Camelina sativa (false flax)
Lineage: Eukaryota; Viridiplantae; Streptophyta; Magnoliopsida; Brassicales; Brassicaceae
Biological process (GO): defense response
Source: RefSeq, a predicted model, not a curated record